AUGGCCCUUCCGGGCAGCAGUAACUUCACCGGCUCCAGGAACGGGUUCGUCCUCCUGGGCUUCCCGUGCCGGCGGGAGAUCCGGCCCCUCCUCUUCUCCUUCUUCUCCGUGUCCUUCGCCCUGACCCUGCUGGGGAAUGGGGCCAUCGUCUGCACCGUGCGCCGGGACCGCCGCCUCCACACCCCCAUGUACCUCCUCCUGGGGAGUUUCUCCUUCGUGGAGAUCUGCUACGUCACCUCCACGGUCCCCAACUUGAUGGUCAACAUCCUCUCCGAUACCAAGGCCAUCUCCCUCGCCGGCUGCUUCCUCCAGUUCUACUGCUUCUUCUCGCUGGGCACCACCGAGUGCCUCCACCUGUCGGUCAUGGCGUUUGACCGGUUCCUGGCCAUCUGCCAGCCGUUGCGCUACCCCUCGAUCAUGACCAACCGGUCCUGUGCCCACCUGGUGAUCUCCUGCUGGGCGGGCGGCUUCCUCUGGUUCCUCCUUCCUGUUUACCUGGUGGCCCAGCUGCCCUUCUGCGGCCCCAAUGUCAUCGACCAUAUCCUCUGUGACUCGGGGCCCUUGCUGGCCCUGUCCUGCACGCCAGCACCUGGCUUGGAGUUCACCUGUUCGGGGCUCAGCUUCCUCCUCCUCUUGGGCAGCUUGCUCUUCAUCCUGGGCUCCUACGCGCUGGUGCUCCGGGCGGUGCUGAGGGUGCCCUCGGCCGCCGGCCGGCACAAGGCCUUCUCUACCUGCGGGUCACAUCUGGCCGUGGUGGCGUUGUUCUACGGCUCCGUCAUGGGCACCUAUGUGAGCCCCGGGGCUGGGGGCUCGGGAGGAGGCCAGAAAGUCGUGACCCUGUUCUACUCGGUGCUGACGCCGCUCUGCAACCCGCUCAUCUACAGCCUCCGGAACCAGGAGAUGAAGGCCGCUCUCCGGUCUGGGCUGGGCUGGGCUGGGCCCCACCCAGGGCUCCUGGACCUUGGUCAUAUUAACUACGAAUUGCCCACCCAGCCCCACCCAGGACUCCUGGACCUUGGUCAGAUUAACUACGAAUUGCCCGUCCAGCCCCACCACCCACCCACUGCCUCGGCUUGA
This is a messenger RNA of Tachyglossus aculeatus (Australian echidna), 1077 nucleotides long. Its product is annotated as olfactory receptor 11H6-like. Lineage: Eukaryota; Metazoa; Chordata; Mammalia; Monotremata; Tachyglossidae. Gene Ontology annotation, molecular function: olfactory receptor activity; G protein-coupled receptor activity. The record is from RefSeq and is a predicted model, not a curated record. Gene Ontology annotation, cellular component: membrane. The coding region runs from base 1 to 1077 and encodes 358 amino acids. Gene Ontology annotation, biological process: G protein-coupled receptor signaling pathway. The transcript is spliced from 2 exons.